UCAGCUGAAUUAUUAAAUAAUCCAAUUGAGGAAAUAUAAAUUUUGGAACAAAAGAAAAUUUAAAAAAAUAAACAACAAACAAGUUAAUUAUAUUUAUUACCUCCAUGACUUGAACGAGCUUGCACAUCCAGUGAAAUAAAUAAAAUAAAAAUAUUUCACAAUAAAACACGAGCAAUGCGGAAGGAAAAAAAAACAUUAAAAUUGAAACACAAGGAAGUACAUCGACAUCCUAUUCAAUUUAUUUAUCCCAAAAUAAAAAAGAAAAUAACUUUUGUAUUAAUAUAUUUGUUUUAAUAACAAGAUGUAUAUAAAUUGUUGCAACAAGUUUCAUAUAAGUAGAAGCAUUUUUACCAGACAAUUCAGUAUCAUUCAAACUUGCCAAUAAUCUUGAUCAAGUAUUUAAAAUUAAAUUUAUUUAUAAUAAAUUAAUAAGUUAAUAAUCAUGAAGAUUAUAUUUCAAGUAACAGCAAUUAUUUUAUUGUUGUCAAUAAUUGCAUGUAAUGCAUCAAGUCGAUGUCGUUGUGGUGAUUUGGGUGAAGGAACAAAUCCAUGUGAAGGUAAAAAAGACGUAAAAACAAGAAAAUGUACUGUACCAGGACAUAGACGUGAAAAACCACGUCAUUAUGCAUCACCAGCAGCAAUAAAAGCUGCUCAUGCUGCAAAAGAAGCUGAAAAAGCAAUUAUCAGAUCAUCACCAUCAAUAACAACUGUUGUUAAAAGUGGUAGACAAUAUAGACUUGGUGGAUAUGGUGGUUGCAAAUCAGCUAAUUCACCAACUAGUUCAGCAUCACAUAUUCAAAAUAUUGAUUCAAUUGAAAAUGAAGAAUAUCAUAGAGAAACUGUUAAUAAAUUAAAAAAAUUACCAGCAUGUGAACGUGUUUUUCCAAAAUUCAAGCCAAUUGAACUCAAGUCAUCAGCAUCAUCAUCAUCAUCUUCGUCAGCAUCAUUAGUCCCAUCAGAAUCAAAGAUACGAGUUUUUCCAGCUAAACCAAGUUUACCAAAAUGUACAAAAUGUGGUGAUAAAGUAGGACCAUUGGCCUCUUGUGGUCACCAAUCACAUCAAAACAGUCAAUCUUUUGGUAGUGCUAAUACAUUUCUCACUUUUAACGACCAAGGAGUUCCAAAAUUGACAGAAAUCCAAUUUCCAACAUCACUAGCAAGCAACUCUAAUUCAGCUCCAACUUCAAACUGUAACUUGAAUGAUUUUGAUGAAGCUAUUGGUGCACCAGGUAUGUCAUUUGCUGAUCAAGAAAAAUGGUAUCGUGGUGAAACAAAACCAGUAAAUGAACCUGCUGAUCCUAUAUCACAGCAUAUAUUCUUUCAACAUGUUCUUGAACAAACAAAAAGAGGAAAAAAAACAAAAGCUGCAAUGUCUGAAGCAAAAUUAAAUUUUGGACCAAUACAACGUCCUCAAAAUGUUGAACAAAAUAAAACAAAAAUUGAAGCACAAGAAGCUAAAUUAUAUAGUUUAGAUGGACCAAUUUAUGAAUUGAUAACACAACCACCACAGCCAUCUUGUGCUGAAACUAUUGAAGAAUAUCAAGAAGAUCGUCAAAUGUCGGAGAGAAUUCAGCAUGAUUUAUUACAUCAAGGAAAAAAAAUAGCUGAAUCAAGUCCAUCACAUCAAUAUUCAUACAGUAAUUUGGGAUAUAAACCAGUUAAGAAAAAUAGCAACACAUUUGUUAUACGUGAUUCUUGUGCACCACCACCAUCACUUACAAUAGAACCUGCUAAAACUAAUUGUGGUUGUUCUGGUACUGGUGCCUCAUCAUGUACUGGUUCAUGUGGAUGUUCUGGUGGUUCAUCAUGUAAUGGCUCAUGUGGAUGUAAAGGUUGUGGAACAAGUGGUACUGGAGCUUGUGGUUGUACAGGUGGUACUAAUUGUAAUGGUAGCUGUGGUUGUUCAGGCGGUAAUAAUUCAAAUGAACAAUCAAUACAUCCACUAAUUAAAGAUAUUGAUAGUUCUUAUGAAUCUGGAAGAGUAGAAAUUGAUUCAAGCUCAGUUGAAAGUGCUCCAUCUUAUUCUGAUGAAAGUAAAGUAUAUUGUAACAAAUGUAAAAAUUUAUAUUAUUAAUUAUUAUUAUUGAGGAGAGAUCCAACGAGGCUUUUCAGUAUCUCGAUGACCUUCAUGUUAA
This is a messenger RNA of Aphidius gifuensis, 2135 nucleotides long. RefSeq lists its product as uncharacterized. Bases 443 to 2074 code for a protein of 543 amino acids. Lineage: Eukaryota; Metazoa; Arthropoda; Insecta; Hymenoptera; Braconidae. The record is from RefSeq and is a predicted model, not a curated record. The transcript is spliced from 4 exons.